This is a messenger RNA of Salvia hispanica, 639 nucleotides long. Lineage: Eukaryota; Viridiplantae; Streptophyta; Magnoliopsida; Lamiales; Lamiaceae. The record is from RefSeq and is a predicted model, not a curated record.
AUGGCCUACAGGCGUAGCAUCAUGGCUAGAUCGAAGUUGUUCUACCAACAGCACCAGCGAUUUUCGCCUUCACUGUCGCACAUUAGUGGCAGCGACCGUGAGCAGUUGCCUGCGAAAACGAAUCCUGAGAUGCUCAGCAAUUUUCUGAUAUCCAGAAACAACGCUGGCAAUCUUCGACUCAUGCGUUCUGAGGUUCCUACGGGCUAUGGGCUGCUAUCAGGAAAUGUAUCUCGAGUUAUGCAUUCUGAGGUUCCCACAGGCUAUGGGCUGAUUUUCCAUAGAAAUAUGUCAAAGGUGCCUUCCGAGAUUGAGGCCCCUGCUGAAGAUUUGAAUGGAGUGAUCGGUGUGGUGGCUGAUAAGGCAGUUGAGGCUGCUCCAGUCGUGAAUGAAAUGGCCACUGCAGCAGCAGGUUCAGUCAGUAACAUAAACAUAUCAGUCAGUAACAUGAACAUAAUUGAAUACAUGCACUCAUUCACUGGUUUAGAAUGGUGGGCAUCAAUUGCAGCUGUGACUCUUCUGCUGCGUAUUUUGUUUGUUCCUAUUCACUUAUCUCGUAUUCAAUAUCUUUCCCAUCAUGGACAAAGUCGAUACAACGAAGCACGUUCACUUAGGGAAUCCAUGCCUAUCACCAUCGUAUGA